This is a messenger RNA of Lucilia cuprina (Australian sheep blowfly), 2760 nucleotides long. RefSeq lists its product as uncharacterized. The transcript is spliced from 2 exons. NCBI's taxonomy places the organism in Eukaryota, Metazoa, Arthropoda, Insecta, Diptera, Calliphoridae. Bases 1344 to 2285 code for a protein of 313 amino acids. The record is from RefSeq and is a predicted model, not a curated record.
AAAAUUUAGCUUAAACUAAUUUGUCUGGCAACGUCAAUAUGUGCGGUUGAGAAAAAUUCGCGGUCGUGAAGCAAAAGCAAAAAAAUCUUUGAAAAUAUUAAAUAAUUUGAAUUAUAAAAUAUGAUCUAUGUAAAAAAGUGAUUAAUAUUUAAUUCUGAGCUUAUUGAAUAUAAAUAUAAGUGUGUUUUGAUAAUAAUCCCGAAAAACUUUAACAAAAUAAAUUUGACUGGAAUAUCUCACAUGGACUUGGUGUUAAGACAAGCUAAAAAAAAAAAAAAAAAAAAAAAAAAAAAAAAAACAUACAUGAUAUUUUAACUACUUUAAACUACUUUAACUACUUUAAAUAUUACUUUUCUCAUAUUAAUGCAUAUUACAAUCCGCAAAAGUGAAAUAAAUAUAAAUAAAUUAAAAUUCAACACAACAUUUAAUUGACACUAAAAAUUAAAACAGAAUAAAUCUACAUGUGUUUCCAUUUAUGUAUAUGCAUAUACAUGAUAUCAAUAAACAUGAUAUCAAUAUAACGUUUGAUUUAAACACAUACAUAUGAAGGAUAAAAUAAAUGCAAAAAAAAAAAAAAAAAAAAUUACGGAGAGUAAAAGAUUUUAAAAGUAACAUUUAGUGGGAAGAAUAUUGUGGAUAAAAGGAAUUUGAAGAAAGAAAUAUUUAGUGUUGUCAUCUUGAUGAAUAAAAAAAUAAAACAAGAUAAAUCAAAUACACAAUCAUUUACGCACACAAAUACAUUAAUUACCAAUAUUUUUGGUGGAUAGUUUACUAUUAAUAUGUGUAAAAGUUAGAAUUAAACAAGUUUCAACCCAACAUCUAAUUAAUUUUACAAAAUACAAAUAAAUAUUUUAAUUGCUUUAAAAAUUAUUUUUCUCAUAUUAAUGCAUAUUACAAUCUAUAUAAGUGAAAUAAAUAUAAAUAAAUCAAAAUUCAACACAACAUUUAAUGGACACCAAAAACUACAAUAGAAUAAAUCUACAUUUGUUUCCAUAUAUGUUUAUACAUAUACAUGAUAUCAAUAUAACGUUUGAUUUAAACACAUACAUAUGAAGGACAGAAUAAAUGUAAGAAAUGAUGGAGAGUAAAGAUCUUAAAAGUAACAUUUAGUGGGAAGAAUGUUGUGGAUAAAAGGAAUUUGAAAGAUUCAUAUAAGAAAUAUUUAGUGUUGUCAACUUCAUGGAUAAAAAAAUAAAACAAAAUAAAUAAACAAUACAAUAAUUUACGCACACAAAUACAUUAAUUAAUAAUAUUUUUGGUGAAAAGAAAAUAAUACUGCAUUUUACUACAUUUAUUCAUACAUACUCUAAUAAAUAAAUAAUAUAAAUUAAUACAUUCUCAUAAUGUCACCAAAGAAUCCUGUCCAGUGUCCUAUUUGCCACACGAAUAUAACAAAAACUAAUCCUAGUAUUGGAUGUGGAAGUUGUGGUCUUUACUUUCAUAACAAGUGUGCUGGUGUCACUGAACAAUUAUUAAAUGCCGUUCGUAAAAAUAUUUCUAAAUUUUUGUGUAAUGAUUGUAAAAAAGGCAUUGGAGUUGGUGAAAAUACUAACAAUGACAUUAUCAAACGAAUGGAAGAAAUUAAAAUUUCAAUAGAAAAUAAAAUUGAGGAUACCAAAGUAAAUAUUGAGCAUCGAAUGGAUAACGGAUUUUUAAACCUAGAAACUAAAGUAGUACAGAUGGUUAAUGAUUUUCGUAAAGAAGUCAAUACUGAAAUUGCUAAUAUUAAAUCGGAUGUUGCUAAUUGUUACUCUUGUGUCAAAAAUACAGAUAAAGCGUAUGAGAACAAAUAUCAUCAACUUCAAUACAAGAACAAUAUGUUGGAAAGACGCUUAAAUCGAUCGGAUAUUUUGAUAAGUGGAUUAAAUUGUACCAUCGAAAAGAUACGUGAAAACACAAUUAAAAUAGCCAAAUUUGUUGGAGUGGAUAUUAGCCUCUCAGAUAUUAAUCAUUGCUGUUACAUAAAACAUAGAAAAUACUUUAUAGUAAAAUUGAAUUCCGUGCAAUUACGUGACACCAUCAUGAAAAAUUACCACAAAUCAGAACCGUUAUUGCUAAAUAAAAUCAUAGGUGGAACCAUUGAAUCCAGAAUUUAUCUGAACGACAAUUUGUCCCCAUCGUCUGGCAAACUAAAUUAUCUUUGUCGCAAACUUUUGUCUGAGAAGAAAAUAAAAAAAUUUUAUCUAUUAAAUAUGGACAACCCUAAAGCCAAAAUCUUAUGCUGGACGGAAAAAAUAUUUUGUUGGAUAGCCAGCAGUGUGCAAACCUAUUGGAUGGCUGUUUGAAUCUUCCUGAAGAUGAUAAUAAUUAGUAAUAAGUGUAAUUUAAUAAUAUAAAAUAAAUUGUAUUUGUUAUAAAUUAUUGUUAUCAUCAGGUAAUUAUUAUUAUAUUGAUAUUAUAGUUAUUGUAUUGCAAUUAUUAUAUUAUUUUAAAAUGAAAAUUAUACAUUUAUAUCAUUCAUACUUAUAUCCUUUUGUAUAGUACUUAAAAUUGGCAUUUGAUUAUUUAGAUAUUUUUUCUCAUGUGUAGUAUAAUCACACAUGUAGUUAAUAAUUUCAUUCUAUAAAACAUAUGUAUUUUUCUCUAGGUGUACACUAAUAUAUUUAUAAUUUUUUUUUUUUCUAAUUUUUUUAAUUUUUUUUUCUCCUUCGUAAUAUUAGAUAUUUAUUUUGAAAUAUUAAUUACAUAUUUACUGCAAAUCUUGAGAGUAAUUAAUCAAAGUUAUUAAUAAUACUUUUAAAGUAAUAAUACUAUUAAAGU